Cydia splendana is the source of this 1763-nucleotide messenger RNA. Its product is annotated as epidermal retinol dehydrogenase 2-like. The transcript has 6 exons. The record is from RefSeq and is a predicted model, not a curated record. The coding region runs from base 62 to 1093 and encodes 343 amino acids. Gene Ontology annotation, molecular function: oxidoreductase activity, acting on the CH-OH group of donors, NAD or NADP as acceptor. Lineage: Eukaryota; Metazoa; Arthropoda; Insecta; Lepidoptera; Tortricidae. Gene Ontology annotation, cellular component: lipid droplet.
GUUGAUUUUUGAAAAGAAAAAUAACUGUCAUAUAUUCAGUAUGCUCACUGUAUUUGUUUAGAUGUAUUUUAUCUUUAUGGGAAGGAAGAAUUUACUAGUGCGUUGCGUAGGCACUGCGGCUAGGAAGUUCAGGGCGUUACAGGAGGUCUGGAUCCUGCCUUGGUGGGGGAGUAGCAGGUUGGCUUUAGCGCCUCUAUGGGCGUUGGAUACGUUGGUGUUGGUGGUUAAGUUGUGCUCGACUUGUGCUAUGGCGGUGUUUCGGGUGCUGGUGCCGCCGGUUAUGAAGAGUUUGCAUGGAGAAACUGUACUGAUAACAGGAGCAGGUAAUGGCCUAGGCAGAGAGCUAGCGAUGCAAUUCGCUGAACUGGGUGCGACAGUUGUCUGCUGGGAUAAGGAUGCGAGGCGGAACGACGCUGUGGUCAACGAAAUAAGGAGCAAGGAUGGCGAGUGCUUCGGCUACACGGUGGACGUGACAGUUCGCGAGCAAGUAUUCGCGCUUGCGACCCUAAUGCGACGGCAGCUGACGGAGGUAUCAAUGGUUGUCAGUAACGCCGGUGCCCUGACCGCUGCACCGCUGACUUGUCUCCGGCCUGAGGCAGUCGCAAAGAUAGUUGAAGUCAACUUGUUGGCGCAUUUCUGGGUGUUCCAAGCUUUCCUGCCGAGCAUGAUCGAGAGACGGCGCGGCCACAUCGUAGCCAUCAACUCCAGCGCAGGACUCAUGCCUUGCGCGGACAUGGCACCGUACUGCGCAGCCAAAUUCGGUCUUAGAGGUCUAAUGGACUCUAUAUCGGAAGAGCUCCGCCUGGACGCGUGGACGAAGAACAUCCACACCACAUCCGUGUAUGUGGCGACCAUGGCUACCGGAAUGUAUCCUACACCUACGCACAGAUUCGCCUUUUACUGUCCCGAACUUGCGCCUAAAGACGCGGCUGGAAUGAUCAUUGAAGGCAUACGGCAAAACAAUCGCAUCGUCUGCAUACCAUCCUUCAUGAAGACACUGAUUGACUUUAACAACCUUAUGCCGUACAGGAUAAGGAUCAUUUUCACAGACUUCUUCAACUUUGGCCACAGAGGGUGGUUCUGCUUCUGUUGAAUUCAACUCUGCCCACAGAGGGUGGUUCUGCUUGUUGAAUGAGUUCCAACCUUACGGUUUUGGACUAAAGUUGUUUUUCCUGUCCGCAGGACGUUACUGCCGUUUUUCUCUGCUAAGGGUCUCCCCAGAUAUGUCAACGCGGAAUCGGCAAAAGCUUUAUGUCUGCGCAAUAAGAGCGAAAAAGUCGUCGUUCGGCUUGGCUCGCAUCGGCCGACGCCUGCCGACGCAUCGAUGGCUUUUUCGCUCUUAUUGCGCAGACAUAACGGUUUUUCCUAACGGCUUUUCCCGAUUUCUCGUCGAUAUAUCUGGGGAGACCCUAAUGGAGCUUCUGGAUAUAUCUGACUCUAUAAAAAAUAGCUUUCUAUUUAACUCUUUGGCACACAAGCCUGUGGAUUUACAAACUAAAGACAGAAAGGUCACUAUUAAUAUAAAAUGUUGACACCUUUAAUAUGCUAGCAAUAAUCACCUAUAACACCUCUAUAAGUGUUUCUAAUAGCAUAUAAGUUUAGUUACCCUAUUAGAUGAUAGCUAUAUGGUAAUAAAAACCUAAAUUCACAGUAUAGUUAACGUUUUUAUAGAUGUGUAUAUUUCAUUAGGCGUUAUAGAUAAUUUUAAUAGGUAAUUAUUGGUUUAUGAUUGAAUUUAAACAAUUAAAUAUUGUUUUAGGUAU